Messenger RNA from Musa acuminata subsp. malaccensis (wild Malaysian banana), 727 nucleotides. The record is from RefSeq and is a predicted model, not a curated record. NCBI's taxonomy places the organism in Eukaryota, Viridiplantae, Streptophyta, Magnoliopsida, Zingiberales, Musaceae.
UCUCAUCAGCACCUUCUUUGCUACUGAGUUGAAAGCUCACCCUCGUUGCUGGUUCAAGUGGUUCAUGGAUGCUGUCUCCUCGUGGGCUACUGGUGCUGCGACUGAUCCCUGCAUGGCAAAAGAACAAGGAAUGUGGAGAUCACAUGUGCUGCUGUAUUGGUUGCUCCUGUGCCUCUUUCUCCUGCCACUGACUCAAGCAACAGACCGCUUGAAGACUUCGGUGGUCUCCUCCUCUGCGCGGCGCCUGCUGUUUCCUUCCACAUCUCAGUCCAUGAAGCUACACCCGAAGAACUCCACCUCGACCACCACCUCCAAGUUCCAAGAAACCGAGCAUGAGGUCCCCAGCGGCCCCAACCCAGUCUCAAACAGACUCCUUGUGAAGCAUCAGUCUGCAAAUACCAGUAGCUGUGGUAAUUGCUUUUGUACACAUAUCCCAAUAUAUCAUUGAAAGAGGUGGUAUUAUUGAAGAUAUAAACUUGGUAAGUUGGUCUUCUACUGUUUGCUUCAUCGACCAAGAUCAAACCAUCAAUCAUGAUAAACAAUCAAGGAAACAUAGAUCAAAAUUUAGCUGUAUACGAUUGGAACCCAGAACAUAGAUGAAUAGUUCAUAGCAGUAGAAUAAAGGAUAGAGAGUAAAGGCAGAAUAAAGGGAGGGGGGAAAGAAAUACAUGAAUAUAGUAUAUCAUUGAGAUUGAGACUUAAAAAUGUUCUCACUGAUGAUGUCUUC